UUCAGAGUAAAAGAUAUAGGAGUAGGAUAAUUUGUCUUGAGAUUCUGGGUUAAGUUUUCUUAUGAUUAUUACUCUAUCAGGACAAUUGUUAAAGCUUGGACUGAUAUAAGUAGAACUACUAUAAAAUAGUAAGAGGAAUAAGGAGCAUUGAAUGCGUUUUGCAACUUCUUUGGACGCACACAUCACUUGCCUCUUCACUACUUACUGUUUACUUCCUACAUUCUCUCUAAUUCUCUUCCUCUUUAUAUUCUCUUUCAAAGGUUUUGCUGCUCUUCUAAUCAAAAUUUGACCUCCUUCGUUCUACCUUCCUCUCCCCUUCUGUCUCUUUCACAGCCAUGAAUAAUCCAUCAGAAGAGUUUCUAGAACAGGGAAUAUCACAACAGAACUUGAGGAAGGCUUCUUGCAUGACCGUGGUUACUUUAGCUUAUCAAAGCCUUGGAGUUGUCUACGGUGACCUCAGCACCUCUCCUCUCUAUGUUUACAAGACCACCUUCUCAGGGAAGUUGAGCCUCCAUGAGAAUGAUGAGGAGAUUUAUGGCGUGCUUUCCUUUAUCUUCUGGACAUUUACUUUCAUUGCUCUCUUUAAAUAUAUCUUGAUUGUGAUGUCAGCCGACGAUAAUGGUGAAGGUGGUACCUUUGCAUUGUAUUCUCUGCUGUGCCGGCACGGGAGCCUAAGCAUUCUACCAAAUCAACAAGCCACAGAUGAAACGUUGUCUGCAUAUGCAACACAUGGAUCCAUGGAGACAUGGCAGAGCUCUGCUUUGAAGUCAUUCUUUGAGAAACAUCCUAGAUUUCGUAAAGGGUUGUUCAUUUUUGUUAUUCUGGGAACCUGUAUGACGAUUGGUGAUGGAGUACUCACACCUACAAUAUCAGUUCUUUCAGCAGUUUCAGGAGUCAAACUGAAGAUCACAGCACUCCAUGAGAAUUACGUUGUUUUGAUCUCAUGUGUCAUCAUUGUGGGGCUAUUCUCACUUCAGCAUCAUGGAACACACAGGGUUGCUUUCAUGUUUGCUCCAAUUGUCGCAGCAUGGCUUCUGUGUAUAAGCAGCAUUGGAAUAUAUAACAUAUUUAGAUGGAAUCCACACAUAUUUCAUGCACUUUCUCCAGUUUACAUGUUGAAGUUCCUUAAGAGCACAGGCACGGAAGGAUGGAUCUCAUUAGGAGGAGUGGUUCUUUCAAUCACAGGUGUAGAGACAAUGUUUGCUGAUUUGGGCCAUUUCUCUUCAUUGUCAAUAAGGGUAGCCUUCACAUUUCUGGUAUAUCCCUGUUUGGUUCUUGCAUAUAUGGGUGAAGCUGCUUUCCUCUCUAAGCACCACGAAGAUAUCCAGAGAAGCUUCUAUAAAGCCAUACCAGAAGCUGUUUUUUGGCCAGUAUUCGUUGUGGCCACUUUUGCUGCUGUUGUUGGAAGUCAAGCCGUAAUAUCAGCUACGUUCUCCGUUAUAAGCCAGUGCUGUGCACUGAAUUGCUUUCCCUACGUAAAAAUCAUUCAUACUUCAAGCAAAAUAUAUGGGCAGAUAUACAUUCCAGAGGUCAACUGGAUAUUAAUGUGCCUCUGUUUAGCUGUGACAAUAGGAUUGAGAGACACCAACAUGAUGGGUCAUGCAUAUGGUCUGGCAGUGACUACAGUAAUGUUUGUGACAACCUGUUUGAUGGCGUUAGUGAUGAUAAUCGUCUGGAAGCAAAGGAUAGCUAGUGCAGUUGCAUUCUUAGUGAUUUUUGGAUCAAUGGAAUUGCUUUACAUCUCAGCAUCUGUUUACAAGGUUCCGGAAGGGGGUUGGAUUCCAUUAGUGCUUGCUUUCAUCUUUAUGGCUAUAAUGUAUAUAUGGAACUAUGGAAUGACUAAGAAGCACGAAUUUGAUGUGGAGAACAAGGUUUCAAUGAAUAGGAUAGUGGCUUUAGGUCCUAGCCUUGGCAUGGUAAGGGUCCCUGGGAUUGGUCUUAUUUACACUAAUCUGGUAACAGGUGUUCCAGCUGUUUUUGGACACUUUGUCACAAACUUACCUGCAUUCCAUCAGGUGCUGGUUUUUGUUUGCGUCAAAUCUAUCCAAGUUCCAUACAUUAGUGAAAAAGAACGGUUGGUCAUUAGUAGGGUAGGUCCGAAGGAGUAUUGCAUGUUCCGGUGCAUCAUCAGGUAUGGUUACAAAGAUCUGCAGCAAGAAAACUAUGAUUUCGAAAACAGAUUGGUAUCAGGGAUAGUACAAUUUGUGGAAGCAGAAGAAGAUAGUACUCUGAAACCAACUUCUAUACCAUGUGGAGAGUUGCGAAACUUGGAUAUUAAAAUUUUUUAUGCUCAAGAUCACACCUUAACAGAUUCAAAGUUCAAGGAUAACAAUAUUAUGGAGCAGUCUUGUUGUGAUAUUUUAGAGACAAAAACUGGUAUGGAGCAUUCGGGAAGUUCUCCCCUGAAGGAAGAGUCUCUGCAGAUAUUGAGAGCCAAAGAAUCUGGGGUUACUUUUAUUUUAGGCCAUUCUUAUGCAAAGGCAAAGAAAUCAUCUUCCAUUCUCAAGAAAUUCGCCAUAAAUGUCGUAUAUUCCUUUCUGAGCAAGAAUUGCAGAGAACCUGAUGUGGUACUGAAUGUGCCUCAUACUUCUUUGCUAGAAGUUGGUAUGGUUUAUUAUGUCUAACUUCAAAAUAAGAGUAAAUGAACAUUAUCCCAAGAGAAGGACACUUACAUGUGAGCAAACAGAGGGAGUAAAAACUGCUAACCCUAACAUAAAGAGUUUGUCUUACACAAUUAGGAUGACAAGCAUAAAACAAAAAGCUCUUCAAUAGUUAUGUUCUCUUGUUUGCCAAUCUGAGAUCAUCAUGUUCACAUGGUAUGGUUUUUCUCUCUUGCUUGUAAAUGUUUAUAUGUCUUUGUGUUGUGACUAACAUUUGACUGUCAGGUAUAUAAUCUGAUUUCUUGAAAAGUAUUGGUUCUUUCGAUUUGAUAAGUAAUGUGAUUACGUAGAACUGCAAAUUUUCAUCUUCAUGAAUGUAAAUUAUAUUAAGUUCAUCAUGAAAUAUAAGGUGAUCGAGAAUAGAUUCUGCGUUGCAAGCAAA
Molecule: messenger RNA, 3042 nt
Organism: Theobroma cacao (cacao)
Lineage: Eukaryota; Viridiplantae; Streptophyta; Magnoliopsida; Malvales; Malvaceae
Gene: KT1
Product: potassium transporter 1
Biological process (GO): potassium ion transmembrane transport
Cellular component (GO): membrane
Molecular function (GO): potassium ion transmembrane transporter activity
Source: RefSeq, a predicted model, not a curated record